AUGGUUGAGUCUUCUAGUUUCCCAUUUCUAAAGCUUCCAUUCCUAGCUAUCCAAAAUGUUGUACAUUGUAUGAGCUGCACCGAAAUAACCGAACUCUCCCUGUGCUCUCGUAGAUCAAAACGGUUAAUGCAAAGCAUUCGACACCCAGGACUCACUCGUAUUGAAAUAACUAUUGAUCGACUUCGUAUGUAUAUCGCACUUCUGAAAGGACUUGAAAUCUGUUCAAUUUGGAGCGUGACAAAAGAGUUAUUCUCGACAACAGAUUAUCGUGAAGACGUUAUUGAUAAGGUUUCCAUUCGAAUUCUACGUCUUGGAAACUCCAACUUUCAAAUCGAUGCACCAACUCAACCGGAGAAAGCAAUAAAAGCUCUUGUAGAUCACAUGAAAGACGUGUUCAAACUACCGCUUACAGUGAUGUUCGAGCCAUUUGGAUUAGAGAAUUAUCGCAGAUUUCUUCCCAUUUUUCCAGUUUGUUAUCGUUUGUAUGUGUACAGUUCUGAUAAGAUAUCAGAAGAAGAAUUGCAGUUCAUCAAAGAUAAUGUGGUUGUAGAGUGGCAGGCUGAAUUUUACAAAUCAAAGAAAAUUGAGCUCUCUCUGUGCUCCCGUAGAUCAAAACGAUUAAUGCAAAGCAUCCGACACCCAGAGCCCACCCACAUUGAAAUAAUUAUUGAUCAAUAUCGUAUGUAUGUUGCACUUCGGAAUGGAAUCAAACAAUGUUUAUUCUGGUCAAUCAGAACGGAAUCGCAUAUAAAAUAUAACCGAGUUGAUACUAUUGAAAACGUUCGUGUUCGAGUUUUGAAACUCACUGGACCAAAUUUCAUGAUCGAUGGUACUCACGAGCCAGAAACAGUUCUAAAAGCUCUCGUGGAUCACUUGAAAGAUGUAUUCAAAGUUCCUCUCGAAGUGAAUUUUAAACCAUAUAAAAUGGAGAAUUUCUUCAGAUUUCUCCCCGUUUUUCCAGUCUGCAAACAACAUGUUGCACCCAAUCGAGUUCCCAACUUCGAUGAGAACGACAACAAACUGAAGUCUUCCUCGGAAAUCACACCGCCGCCGACGAAAAAAAUGAAGACGGAGGAGGCUCCGCCCCCCACUCAGCCGCCACUCAUCAAAAUGUUGAUUAGUUUCAAGAGAGAGCGUCAGGGAUUCCGUAUCAAAAAAGUGGAAACGACAAUAUACAACGAAGUGGUGAACGGACAGUGGAAACCGCUGCUCCAGACGUGGAAAAGCUCGAUUGGAAUCUAUUCGGAGCCGAAAUACCCAAUCCGACCGCCAAAACGAGCCAUCAGUGAAGACGACGGAAAACCGAAAAUACCGAAACUGAAAUUGAUAAAAAAUGCGGAUAAUAAUUACUCGAAAGUCUCUUGA
This is a messenger RNA of Caenorhabditis remanei, 1365 nucleotides long. RefSeq lists its product as uncharacterized. The transcript has 8 exons. Gene Ontology annotation, molecular function: protein binding. The record is from RefSeq and is a predicted model, not a curated record. Bases 1 to 1365 code for a protein of 454 amino acids. Lineage: Eukaryota; Metazoa; Nematoda; Chromadorea; Rhabditida; Rhabditidae.